Molecule: messenger RNA, 2673 nt
Organism: Odocoileus virginianus texanus
Lineage: Eukaryota; Metazoa; Chordata; Mammalia; Artiodactyla; Cervidae
Product: mucin-7-like
Source: RefSeq, a predicted model, not a curated record
AUGAAGACACUGAUCUCCAAGCUGUGCUCCCCGGCCGGCUGGGAGCCAGGCACCCCCACCCCGAGGACAGCGGCGGAGGCCGGGCUGAGCACCCAGGCCCUCAAGGAGAUGGCCAUAGGCACCAAGAGCAUCGCCCUCAUCGCGGCCACCCGGCGCUCCAGGGCGCAGGACCGCGAGGGCGGCAGUGGCCGCUCCUCCCUCCACCCUGCAGAGGAGGCAGCUCCAGACCCCAAGGACCCCAAGCCCAGAGUCACCCCGGAGACAACCCCGACCGACAGGAAGUGGCCGCGAGCCAGCCCGGGCAGGGCUCGCUCUGCAGAGAGGAAGGCCAGGGGGAAGCCAUCACCCCCCCUCACCAGGAGCGUCCAGCUGGCAACAGAAAAACUUCAGCCACCUGCCACGGAUCACAUAGCCGAGAGCCAGCCUCCCCCUGCACUCCCUCAGCUGUCAAAGUCUCCGGGAAAGAGCUUUCUCCCUGCUGUCCCUUCAGCCUCUAAGAUGAAACCCAGCCUCGGUUUUCAUGCAGAUGAAAGCACACUGCACGUGCCGGAGGUCAGCUUCACCUUUCCCAGUGCCACCUGGCAGAGCUGCCCAGGCCCGAGCAGGGCGCCCCUCCUGCCCCGGGACAUCCGAGGGUCUACGGACAGUGGAGGCCGACAUCAUAGCCCACUGCCUCCUAGCCACCCCUGCAAGCGCCAGGGCGGCAGCGCGAAGAGGCCAAGAAGACCAAAGUGAAGAUGGUGGCAGGCAGAGCAGGUGGGGAGAAUGUCUUGGGUACCGGGGUAUCUCUGCCCCAAAGCUGGACUUGAGAGACGGGGACUCUGCCAGGGACGCUUCAGGGGGCAGCCCGCCCCAUGUAUGCUUCCUGCAGCCCUAUGCAUAGGUCUGGUGGCUGCCUCACCAACCUUCUCACCAACCAUCUUCAGAAGAGGGCUGCCUAGGGAGCAUCAGGUCCCUUCCCAGAGACCUCAAGCCUUUUGGGGCCAUUCCCACUCAUGGGUGCUCUUCCCUGGAUCACCCCACUCAGUGGUUCCUGCUCUGGGGGCACCUUCUGUAGGGGCUGGGACACUAGGGUCACACCCCCAGGUCAGUGACUUCUUACCUGAACAGCUCCUGGCAAGAGGCAGGAAAGAAUGUCUCUCCAACACCCAUGUACUAGCUGAGGUUCUCCAGAGAAAGAGAACCAGAAGAGGAUGUAUGUGUAUAUCUGUGAGUGUGUAAGUGUGUCUGUAUGGGAGUCUAUACAAAACACGGAGUCUACACAAAAGAGAGAGACUGAUAUUUACUGGAAGAAAUGCGCUCAUGUGGUUGUGGGAGCCUGCAAGUCUGCAGGGCUGGCUGGAGACCCGGGGGGAUAGUUGAUGCUUCAGCCUGGAGUGUGAGGGGCAUCUGGAGCCGAGUUCCCUCUUCAGAGGUUCCCUCCUGGGACCUCAGUUUGUUUAAUCUGCCUUCAACUGAUUGGACAGGGCCCACCCACAUUAUGGAGGCUCAUCUGCUUUACUCAAAGUCUACUUACUGAUUUAAAAGUUAAUCUCAUCUAAAAAAUACCUCCCUUGCAAUACUGAGAUUGGCGUUUGACCAGACAUCUGGAUUCUGUGGGUCAGGCUGGUUUGAUACACAGUUAACCUUCUUGUCCCACAAGCCUUGGCCAGACUCCAGAGUGCCACUGGUCACUGCAAUCAUGGGCUCCCAGGGAAACACAAGAAUGCGCUUCCACUUCCAUGACCUACCCAUCUCCCACUGCGUUCUCUGGUCCCUCUCAACAUCCCAACAAUGCAGAGAGGAAAACAUUGCUAACUCUUGAGAACAAGACAGAAUUGUCAGGGUGAAUGAAACCAGCCAUGUAAACUGGAAAUCCAAAAGCUGAGGUUCCAUUUGCAUUAGGAUUGCAUAAGCAUCAGUCAUUCUUCUCAUCAAGACAGAAAAAAAAGAAAAGAAAAGAAAACAGAGAAACGGAAGAGCAUCCCCUGUGAGCUGGGUCAUCAGCCCUCACUUCCAGGGUCCCCCUAUGGGGAGUCCUGGGGAUUGACCACGCCCCCUGGUGGCCGGAGUUGGUGUGGGUCAGGCACGUGGGGCCUGGAGGUGAUGUGUGGUCUCAUGGCCCUAGUGGGAGGCGGGGCAUCUUUGCCCUUGUGUGUUCCUGGCAUGUGCUGGGCACCCCACAAAUGCUGUGCAAGUGGCACACAGCGUGCUGUGGCCUGGCCGCCGCCUCGUAACGCCUGCCAUCAAGGAAGACAUGCUAGGGGCUUCCUCAAAGCCAUGUUUUCCUGUCUGGAGGAGUGUCGGAGUGUGUGGAGGUGGGGAAGUGGGUCCCCUUUAUCCUCGGGGACUCUGCUGCCUGCUUCCUGCAGAUCUGCUGUGUGGGCAUUGGAAACUGCCCACUUCCCUCGCCUGGGGGGGAAGUGCUGGGGCCACAGUGGGGAGGGACGCCGUCUGCUUUCCUGUCCUGACCCCAGAUCCCGGGAAGGGCAAAAAUUGCUGACUGCCCCUUUCAUCUGCUCUCUUUCUACCAUGAUAAUGGAAACCAACUUCUAGCUGGCCACAGCUCCCAACAUACUCUGUUUCCCAGCCUCCUUUGCUGUGAUAUAUGGCUCUGUGGCUAAGUUCUGACCAAUGGGAUAAAAGCAGAAGCUGCUUCCAGAACUCUUUAUCAUAAAGGAUAAUUGGUUUGUC